Molecule: messenger RNA, 1221 nt
Organism: Symbiodinium pilosum
Lineage: Eukaryota; Dinophyceae; Suessiales; Symbiodiniaceae
Source: the annotation of a GenBank genome assembly
AUGGCUGGUGAAGCAGGGAAGGCGCGGACCGUUCUUCUGGCCACAGAGAAGGCUUUCGCUGCCGCCGCGGUGGGAAAGAUUGAGAGUGUUCUCAAGGAGGCGAACUACACUCUCAAGAAAUUGGAGAACUACAAGGGCAAGGAUGACCUCCUUGCAGCGGUGGCAGGCGUAGAUGCUAUGAUUAUCCGCAGUGACAUUGUGGACCAGGCCGUUCUGGACAAGGCUGACAAGCUCAAGAUCGUUGUUCGUGCCGGUGCGGGCUACGACAACAUUGACCUGAAGGCUUGCGAAGCCAAGAGCGUCACCGCCAUGAACACCCCGGGUCAGAAUGCCAACGCAGUAGCGGAGCUCGUGUUUGGCAUGAUGCUUGUCAGCGCACGCAACAAUUUUGAUGGCACCAGCGGCUUUGAGCUUGUGAAUCGCGAGAUUGCCUUCUAUGGUUUUGGAGCGGUGGCACGUGCUGUGCAUAAGCUGGCACAGGGCUUCGGCAUGAAGAGCUUCGCAUAUGAUCCCUACAUCCCUGCCGACAAGAUCAAGGAGAUGGGCGCCGAGCCCGUGUCCACCGUAGCAGGGCUCUUCGAGCACCAGUACGUGUCGCUCCAUGUGCCCCUGACAGAUGAGACCAAGGCGUCCAUCAAUAAGGAGCUGCUCAUGAAGAUGCCCAAAGGUGGCUCCCUGAUCAACACAGCACGCACUGAAGUAGUGCACGAGGCUGACAUGAUCGAGGUGCUGAAGACACGGCCCGACUUCUGCUACCUUUGCGAUGUGGCGCCCAAGGACAUUGAGCCUUUCAAGGCUGCAGUGGGGGACAAGUACGGCAAGCGGUUGAUCUUCACCAAGAAGAAGAUGGGGGCUCAGACUGCAGAGGCCAAUGACAAUGCAGCUCGGCAAGAGAGAGAUAUGGGAGUUGCCCAUAAUCAGGGGUACCCUUUUGGGGAUCCCCAGAAUAAGGAUUAUAGUAUAAAAGGGAGCAAGAGAGAGCGAGAGAGAGCCGUAGCCAUUUUGGCUCAAGAAUCUAAGGGCCCUAGCGCGGAAGCACAGCGAGCAGCAGUCAACAUGCCUCAGCGCCAAGAGGUGGCUGAAGACGCUCAAGCAGCCAUCCGCGCAGCUGUUUUGAAAGUGGCUGCCAUUCUUCGUGAGAUGAGGUUGACGUUGAGAGCGCAGCGGACUUCCUUGUGCGGCAUGUUCUGGAGUUUGAGCACGACCAAGAUCUUGCGAUGA